UGUGUGGGAGUUCCCGGUAGUUAUAAGUAACCCCCACUCUUCCUGUUCCUCAUAACUGGAGUCAGGACAGUACGCAGUUUACUACUUUCUGUUUUAACAUAUUGUCCUGCUACCCCUGUAAACAACAAGACCAAACACCGAUAUCCACAAGAUGUCCCAGUGGCAGGACCUGCUGAGGCUGGACUCAGCCAUCCAGGGCCGCGUGAGCCAGCUGUAUGAGAGAAAGUUCCCCAGAGAGAUCCGCCACAGUCUGUGCGUCUUGAUAGAGAGCCAGGACUGGGAUUUGGCAGCUGUGGAUGAAAAUGCAGCAAGCAUAUGUUUCCGUGCACUCCUGGUGAAUUUGGAAGAGCAGUGGAACAGUUGUGUGCAGGAGAACAACAUUUUGCAGCGACCUGAUUUUACAGGGAUGAAAUACUACCUGCUGAAAAACUUUGAAGAUGAGCCACUGAACUUGGCGGUAAUCCUCUCUGAAUGCCUGAAGGAGGAAAAGAAGAUCCUGGCUUCUGCCUCUGAAGCACAGGGUUGCAGCAGUCCAGCCAUGGAUCCAAAAUGGAAAGAGCUGGACAACAAAGUCAGUGAACUGGAAAGACAGUCUUCGGAGGUGAAGAAGGAAAUACAGUCACUGGAGCGCCUAAAUGACGAGCUUGACUUCAUACAGAAGACCUGGCAAAGCCAAGUGGAUCAGCACAUUGGAUUGAACCACACUUUUGUGGAAGAGGAAUGUCACAAGAGGAUCGACUUUAUCACACAAACAAAGCAGAUGGUGCUGCAGCAGAUAGUGAACAUUUUGGAACUGGCACAGCCGAUUGUGGCGACUCUCACAGACAUGGAGCUGCCUGAGUGGAAGCGCAGGCAGCAGCUGGCCUGCAUUGGAAGUCCAGUUGACAUCUGUCUGGACCAUCUCCAGAAGUGGUUCACGACUGUGGCAGAGGUGCUACUACGACUACACGAACAGCUGCAGAACCUGCAAGACCAGAACAAGAAAUAUGGCAGCGCUGAUGCCUCCAGCCUCCUAGGUCGUAUGGCCGAAAUUAAGAACACGACACUAUCCUUAUUCACAAAACUUCUUACAAAUGCUCUCGUGGUUGAGAAACAACCUGUCAUGUCGAGUUUACCACAACGACCUCUGAUACUGAAGACCAGGGUGCGCUUCACAGUGAGAGUGAGGUUCUUGGCAAACCUCCCAGAAUUCAAGUACCUGCUCAAAGUCAAACCUGUAUUUGACAAGGAUGUUGAAGAAGCCAAGGCGGUUAAAGGGUUUCGUCACUUUGACUUCAACAGGGAUGAGUGUAAGGUGCUGGACGUGGACUCGCCUCGAGGAGACUUGGUGACAGAAUUUGGUCACAUGUCUCUCAAGGAAAGCGAAGGAAGAGCCAAAGGAUCACAUGAGACUCGUCUGCCAGUCACUGAAGAACUCCACGUCAUUAAGUUUGUGACACAGUUUCAGUACGCUGGACUGGAACUUAACAUUGAGGCCAGCUCUCUGCCUGUGGUUGUCAUCUCCAGUACCAAUCAGGCCGUCGCUGCCUGGGCCUCUGUCAUGUGGUACAACAUGCUGUCCACUAGUGAACCCAGGGACCUGUUGUUGUUUGUGGACCCUCCUCCACUCACCUGGCAGCAGCUGUCGCAGGUUCUCAGCUGGCAGUUUUGGUCCUGUGGCAAACGGGAGCUCGACGAAGACCAGCUCUCCGUGCUAAGAGACAAAAUUGUGGAUGACCCCGAAGGUCUCGUUCACUGGAACAACUUCUCCAAGAAUGAAAAUAUAUGGAUUUGGAUUGACGGAAUCCUGGAUUUGAUCAAAAAACACUUGGUGGAUCUUUGGCGGGAUGGGUCCAUCAUGGGGUUUGUGACCAGGGAUAGAACACAGGUUCUGUUGCAAGAAAAACAUCACGGGACUUUUCUGCUCCGCUUUAGCGAGAGCAGAAAACACGGAGCCAUCACCUUCAGCUGGGUUGACCACUCCAAUGGUGAGCCCUUUGUGCAUGCAGUAGAUCCCUACAACAAGGAUGAGCUGUUGUUGACGCCUCUGCCAGAAAUCAUCUACCACUACAGUCUGAGAGGCCGCAGGGGCACGCACACCAAUCCUCUGAUCUAUCUGUACCCAGACAUCCACAAAGACGCUGCCUUUGAACGCUACUACAACUCCUCUGCAAUGUCGACACCUAAAAUGUCUGGGUACGUUCCCAGAACAAAAGGGGAUUUCUCAGACAAUCCUACGCCGCCUCCGUCUCCACCCAGGGACAUGCCCAUGAUGGACAUGGACGUAGACGUGACAGAGGAGGAUGAUGAACUGUUUCAGGAAUUAUCUGAGUUCUUUUUCUGUAACAGCCCUACUUUUGACAUCUCGUCAAGAAAUGGUUAGGGUUAGUUUUUUCGAUCUUAGUAGCUCCUUCUGAAAAUGUGCUGCGUCAUUGUGUCAAAAUCAGAAAGUCUUCUAAGAAUGUAGGUGUGUAAGAGUUGGAUCUAACAAAAUGUGUGGUGCUUUUCUACUGUACUGUUCAAAAGUAAACUGAAAACUUUCUGUUAUUCAGUAGUUGCAUCUCAGGAAUAUUCAAAUGAAGAUGAAAAAUCACCUUGCUGUUCUGUAGAUAUUCUUUACUUUUGUUUAUUAAAAUAAACAUCGGCAUGCAUUCCAGCGCCAAGAUAAAUGACA
Cottoperca gobio is the source of this 2653-nucleotide messenger RNA. Its product is annotated as signal transducer and activator of transcription 1-alpha/beta-like. The record is from RefSeq and is a predicted model, not a curated record. Gene Ontology annotation, molecular function: DNA binding; DNA-binding transcription factor activity. Gene Ontology annotation, biological process: regulation of DNA-templated transcription; signal transduction. The transcript has 24 exons. Lineage: Eukaryota; Metazoa; Chordata; Actinopteri; Perciformes; Bovichtidae. The coding region runs from base 152 to 2362 and encodes 736 amino acids.